Molecule: messenger RNA, 306 nt
Organism: Pelobates cultripes (western spadefoot toad)
Lineage: Eukaryota; Metazoa; Chordata; Amphibia; Anura; Pelobatidae
Source: the annotation of a GenBank genome assembly
AUGGGGCAUCCACAGGAGCCAGCUGCAGCCCUGCGUUAUCUUUGGAUGAUCAAUGCCAUUAUUUCCUGCUUGCGAUAUAAUAAAAGCAGCUUCCACAUAAUCCUUGAGUCAACACGACAUCCCGCAGUAAUAAUGACUUCAUCCAUACUUGGAGAACCCCAGCCUGCCUAUCAAAGAAGCUUCCUUCUUCAUUCUGGUCAGAAUCCUCUAAGCCAGAGAGAAGGAAAUGCAGACAUUGAAUAUACUCCUCCUAGACCUCCUCUGCUCAAGAACCACCAGGCCAUUGCUAGCCCUGGAAUAGAUUGA